Mixia osmundae IAM 14324 is the source of this 1137-nucleotide messenger RNA. RefSeq lists its product as uncharacterized. The transcript is spliced from 6 exons. Bases 1 to 1137 code for a protein of 378 amino acids. The record is from RefSeq and is a predicted model, not a curated record. Gene Ontology annotation, biological process: mitochondrial tryptophanyl-tRNA aminoacylation. Lineage: Eukaryota; Fungi; Basidiomycota; Mixiomycetes; Mixiales; Mixiaceae. Gene Ontology annotation, molecular function: tryptophan-tRNA ligase activity; ATP binding. Gene Ontology annotation, cellular component: mitochondrial matrix; mitochondrion.
AUGCGCACAUCAGGCUGCUCAGCUUGUAGAGCGCUACUUCGAGCUGCGAGACAUCGAGAUGUUGAAGCAGCGCAGCAGCGCCGCAUGCAAUCUACCGCAUCCCGAGCGCGACGCAUCUUUUCUGGCAUUCAGCCUACGGGCAUCCCUCAUAUUGGCAACUAUCUCGGAGCAUUGAAACAGUGGAAGAAGCUGCAGGAUACAGCAGAACCGUCAGACGAGCUCUUUUUCAGUAUCGUCGGUCUGCACGCCAUCACGGUGCCCCAGGAACCUGGGAAGCUGCGACAAGACCGUCGAGACAUGCUAGCGACACUUCUCGCACUCGGUCUGAGUCCAGAGCGUUGCACGAUAUUCUUUCAGGAACAAGUACCUCAACACGCUGAGCUCGCCUGGAUGCUCAACUGUCUCGUCAGUCUAGGUCGUCUACAGCGUAUGACAUCUUGGAAGAGCAGACUGGCAGGAAUGAAGGGCAGCAAGGAAGGAGAGGCAGACGAAGGCAAACUGCAUCUUGGCCUCCUGGCUUAUCCAGUACUUCAAGCUGCCGAUGUUUUGCUUUACGACGCAACGGAGGUCCCUGUGGGCGAUGACCAAAAGCAGCACAUCGAGCUCAUCCGGGACCUAGCGGCCACCUUCAACUCCAGACACUCUACAGAAUUCUUCAGAGCGCCAGAGCAUAUCUUCACGCCUACUUCUCGUGUCCAAUCGCUCACACAACCCAGUGCAAAGAUGUCAAAAUCCGCCGUCAACGCUAGAUCGCGCAUUCUUCUCACCGAUGAGCCAGAAGAUAUUGAGAGUAAGAUCCGUAGAGCGGUCUCCGAUGGCAAAUACAUGAUCUCAUACGAUCGAGACACUCGGCCUGGCGUGUCAAAUCUGAUCGAUAUCUAUGCUGGCUUGACCGAAAAAACGCCAGCAGAAGUAUUGCAGCAUCUAGAAGAGCAAAGGAUCGACACGCUAGGCAAGAUGAAGCGGUCUCUUGCCGACUUGAUCAUCGAGAAAUUCACUCCCUUCCGCGCCGAGUUCUCGAGGUUGCAAGCAGACCCAGGAUACCUAUCCCAAGUAGAGCAGAUGGGCGAGCAGAAAGCGAGCGCAGUUGCGCGGGAACGGAUGGCAGAGAUACACAAGCUUGUUGGCCUUGCAUGA